Messenger RNA from Macadamia integrifolia, 1274 nucleotides. Its product is annotated as xanthoxin dehydrogenase. The transcript has 2 exons. Bases 219 to 1061 code for a protein of 280 amino acids. The record is from RefSeq and is a predicted model, not a curated record. Lineage: Eukaryota; Viridiplantae; Streptophyta; Magnoliopsida; Proteales; Proteaceae. Gene Ontology annotation, biological process: abscisic acid biosynthetic process. Gene Ontology annotation, cellular component: cytosol. Gene Ontology annotation, molecular function: xanthoxin dehydrogenase (NAD+) activity.
UCACCAACCAAACACCGCAACGCGCUCCUCUGCCCCUCAUUUCUACUCUCUCUCUCUCUCUACCUGGCGUUUGGCCCCUCCUUCCACCUUGGUCUUUAAAGUCUCCGUAAACAGAAAAAUCUUUCUCACAAUUUCAAAGCAUCACUCUGUGGAGAGAGAGAGAGAGAGAGAGAGGUAGAUCAGAGACAGAGAGUGAGCAGUGAAAGAGUGGUCCAACCAUGUCCAGCAGCAACUCAGGCAGUUCUUCUCUCCCCCACCAAAGACUUUUGGGGAAGGUGGCAUUGGUGACCGGCGGCGCAACCGGGAUCGGCGAGAGUAUUGUACGUCUCUUCCACAAGCAUGGUGCCAAAGUGUUUAUUGUGGAUGUAAAAGAUAACGUUGGGAAGCAUCUAUGUGAGGCUCUUGGAGGGGACCAAAAUGUGUGUUACAUCCAUGGUGAUGUAACUAUUGAGGACGACAUUCACCGUGCAGUUGAUGCGACGGUCGAAAAAUUCGGCACCCUCGACAUUAUGGUUAACAAUGCUGGUGUCUCCGGCAAACCGAUUCCAGAUAUUCGCAAUGUAGACAUAGCUGAAUUUGAGAAGGUGUUUGAUGUGAAUGUAAAGGGUGUCUUCAUUGGAAUGAAGCAUGCAGCUCGUGUGAUGAUCCCCAACCACAAGGGCUCUAUUGUUUCUAUUUCUAGUGUUUCAAGUGCUAUUGGGGGCUUAGGCCCUCAUGCAUACACAGGGUCCAAGCAUGCUGUGGUGGGCUUAACAAAGAAUGUAGCUGCCGAGCUAGGGGCUUAUGGGAUAAGAGUGAACUGUGUAUCACCCUAUGCUGUAUGUACUGAUCUAGCAUUGGCUCACUUGCCUGAGGAUAAGAGGACUGAGGAUGCUAAGGCCGGAUUCCGUGCUUUUGUUGGGAAGGCAGCCAAUCUACAUGGUACCAAUUUAACGGCCGAUGAUGUGGCUGAUGCAGUGCUUUACAUGGCGAGCGAUGAGGCGCGGUAUGUCAGUGGGGCCAACCUCAUGGUUGAUGGGGGUUUUACAUGUGUUAAUCACUCACUUGGGGUAUUCCGGUGAGAGUGAUCAUACUAAGGAAGUGUCUUGUGAUUGUAGGGUCAGCCACCCUAGAGGGACCCAAGGAUCCCAAAAUUUGAUUAGGUCUAAUGGAAUAAAAAGUUUUCUUUUAUAAGCAAACAAUGAAACAAGAGUUGUUAAAAGUGUUCGUGAGAGAAUCAGAUACUGAUGAUGUUGUCAAUGAGGUUUGGAAGUCAAUUACUAUUGUUAUUACUA